Armigeres subalbatus is the source of this 1814-nucleotide messenger RNA. Its product is annotated as zinc finger protein OZF-like. Gene Ontology annotation, cellular component: nucleus. The record is from RefSeq and is a predicted model, not a curated record. Gene Ontology annotation, molecular function: RNA polymerase II transcription regulatory region sequence-specific DNA binding; zinc ion binding; DNA-binding transcription factor activity, RNA polymerase II-specific. Gene Ontology annotation, biological process: regulation of transcription by RNA polymerase II. The transcript is spliced from 3 exons. The coding region runs from base 106 to 1755 and encodes 549 amino acids. Lineage: Eukaryota; Metazoa; Arthropoda; Insecta; Diptera; Culicidae.
CAUACUAUCCACGGACCCCUUGAACAAAUUAUGUUUUUGAUACAGUGGAAAAUGUAAACAAAUCGUCGAAUCGCAAUGGUAUUAAUUUAAAUUCAUCCAGCUAAAAUGGAACAUAAAGUGGAAAAACUAAGCUGUCGAAUAUGUCUAUCGGAGGAAGACGAGUCGCAAAGGAUGUGGCCACUGUUCGAGAUUUGUCUGGAACAAAAGACGCCGGCUGACAUCAUUCAAUUCUGUUUUGGAGUUGAGGUUGCGGAGAAUAGCACAGUGAACGAUGAAAUCUGCACCAAUUGUAAGACCGAUUUACAAGCGGCUUACCGCUUCCUGAAGCAAUUGAAGCGUUCAGAGACACUCAAAGAUAUGGCGCCUAAGGUUGAGAUCGGCAUUUUCUACGGCAAUGAAGAGCAGUACAUAUCUGAAGUGGAAAUCAAAACCGAAAAUGCUGAUGAAUAUAUGGAGGAAGCAGUUGACACUAAAGGCAUUAUUGCUAUUGAACAGAUUCAUACAAAAAGAGAAAGAACCAGAAGAAAACUUGAUACUAUAAUUCCUUUGUCUAAGGAUAAACAAAAAUCUCCACAGAAAAAUACCUCAACCAAAAUGGAACUGUUGUCCUCGUCAGAAGAAGAACAAAACUUUGAUGAUAACAGUGACGAUGAACAUAACUUCACCUCCGAAGAUGAAGACUUUGAUGAAAGACCAACCACCAAACGAUUGUACUCCGGAACUAAACCAAAACCUCUACCGAAACGUUGUUGCUCCUGUAAGGAACCGCUAGACUCCCAAGAAAAGGUACAAAAACAUUCUGAUCAGUAUCACUUAAGCUCCCGUAUCACCAAUCCCAAAGAGUACGGUGAUCGUUUAUUCGAGUGUACUGUUUGCUAUCAGCGUUUCAACACGAAAAUUCUAUUCCUUCGACAUCAGCGGAAAAUGUACGUCGAUGAGCUACAUCCCUGCCCUAGGUGCGAAGAGGAAUUCGCAAAUGCAUUUGUGCUUAAGAAACACAUUAAGUUUGAUCAUAAGAAACAGUUCAAGACUGCCCAGAUGGAAGAGAUGCGCAGUAAGGCGAACUUAUGUUGCGUCUGCAAAGAGCGAUUCCCCACAGUGGAGGAUCUCCGAGAGCACGUCAAAAAUACGCACGCUCGAGAUCAGGUGCUCUGCGAAACAUCUAACACUUUCGAAUGCGAUGUCUGUUAUCACCGCUUCAAAACCUUCAAAUCAUUGAAACAUCACCAGCUACGAUUCUUCAAGGAGAAAAAGUUUGUUUGUACUCUUUGUGGAAAAUGCUUCCGGGAAAAGGUACGCUUAUCAGAACAUGAGAACCUGCACCGAAAAAUAGCGCCGUUCCAGUGUGCGAUCUGCCCGGCAAAGUUCGCAAUCAAAAAUUCCUUUGAAGUGCAUGUAAAAAUGCACGCCGCUGAGGAGAUCUAUAACUGUGAGUACUGCGGUAAGGGUUUCCGAAAGAAGAGCCUGCUGAUGGGCCAUUUGCAGAUACACGACACUGAUCGGCCUUACAAAUGUCAGCUCUGUCCGAUCACAUUCACCAGACAAAACUUACUCGAUGCGCAUUUAUUGGCACACAGCGGGUCUAAACCGCACAAAUGCCAACAAUGUGCUGCUUCCUACAUCCAUCAGCGAGAUCUGCGGAGACACAUCCGCGAAAAGCACGAGGGAAUUCGAAGCUUUAAGUGUCAUCUCUGCCCGAAGGCUUAUAUCCGACACAAGCUUUUGGAAGGCCACUUGAAAACACAUGACGAUUGAAUAAGGAGGCUCUUCUAAUAGAACAAAUGUGUAAUUCUAAUAAAAAGUGAGUUCUUAAA